AGGGAAUAUUUCAAAUCGCGAAGAAGAGGCGCUUCUGAGCAGCUGAGAGGAGUUUGACUAUACAAACAAUGCAGCGAGCUGGAAAAGGGAAGACUCCUCGGAGGCCAAAAAAGCCAUCCAACAUAGAGAAAGAUCCUGUUGGGGUUUACUGCCGCAUACGUCCACUAAGUGGAGAAGAUGAGGAAUGCUGCGUUGAGAUGAUUAGCAGCUCCACCAUUCAGCUGCAUGCUCCUGAUGGGCUGAAAGCCAACCGCAAUGGUGAAUAUAAAGAGAUGCAGUACUCCUUUAAAAAGGUGUUUGGUAUCAAGACUACUCAAACGGAGCUUUUUGAGGAUGUUGCCAAGCCGCUCAUAGAGGACCUCAUUCACUGUAAAAAUGGUCUGCUUUUCACAUACGGCGUGACAGGAAGUGGUAAAACGUACACCAUGACUGGCUCACCUGGAGAAGGGGGACUCCUUCCUCGCUCUCUAGACAUGCUCUUUAAUAGCAUUGGGCCUUUUCAGGCCAAAAGAUAUGUGUUUAAACCAGACGACAAAAAUGGAAUAGAGAUUCAGAACCAGGUUGAUGCUCUGCUGGAGAGGCAGAAGCGAGACAGCCAGGCAUCGGUGCCCAAAACCCCAUCAUCAAGACAAAAGGCUGAUCCAGAGUUUGCAGAUAUGAUCAACCCAGAUGAAGCAUGUAAAUCUGAAAGCGUGGAUGAAGACUGCUGCUACAGUGUAUUCGUUUCCUACAUAGAGAUCUACAACAACUAUGUCUAUGACCUCCUUGAAGAUGCUCCAUUUGAUCCAAUCAGACCAAAGUGGCUUGAUGGAAACACACCUGUUCGGAACAAAGAUUUCAUACCCCCUCAGUCAAAGAUUCUCCGGGAAGAUCAGAAUCAUAACAUGUAUGUGGCUGGCUGCACGGAACUUGAAGUCAAGUCCAAAGAAGAAGCUUUUGAAGUCUUCUGGAAAGGACAAAAGAAGCGGCGGAUCGCAAAUACACAGCUCAACCGUGAGUCCAGUCGCUCUCACAGUGUCUUCACGGUAAAGCUGGCCCAAGCACCUCUUGAUGCUGAUGGCGACUAUAUACUGCAGGACAAAAGUCAGGUGAAUGUGAGCCAGCUGUGUCUAGUUGACCUGGCAGGCAGCGAGCGCACCAACAGAACCAGAGCAGAGGGGAGUCGUCUUCGAGAAGCGGGUAAUAUUAACCAGUCCUUGAUGACUCUACGGACAUGUAUGGAAGUUCUGCGUGAAAACCAGAUGUUCGGAACAAAUAGGAUGGUGCCAUACCGGGACUCUAAAGUCACACACCUGUUUAAAAACUACUUUGACGGCGAAGGAAAGGUCAGGAUGAUUGUGUGUGUUAACCCCAAGGCUGAAGAUUAUGAAGAAACUUUGCUGGUGAUGCGCUUCGCUGAGAUGACCCAGGAAGUAGAGGUGGCACGGCCUGUAGACCGUCCAAUCUACGGCCUCGUGCCGGGACGGAGACAAAGAAACCAGGCCUUCAAAGAUGAGCUGUCUCGCCGCCUGGAAGAAAGAGGAGGUCCAGUUAAUGGAGAGGACCCAGUUCUGUUGAACCAGCUGAUAGAAAGCCUCCCACCUCUGCCUCCCUGUGAGCUCUCAGACCCCUCUGAUGAUCAGACAUUGCCCCGUAUGAUUGAGGUCCUGGAAAGACGGCACCGUAUUCGUCAGAUGAUUACAGAGCAGUUCAAUCAGACUGCAAAUGCAAUGAAGUCCAUGCUUCAGCAGUUUGACAGUCAGAUUCAUUCUAAGGAGACGGUGCUUUUUGAUCAGCGAAGCAAACUGGGCGAGAAAGACAAAGUCAUCAUCAACCAAAAGACUGAGAUUGAACGAUUAGAAAAGAAAUCCAAGACUUUGGAGUAUAAGAUCGAUAUCCUGCAGAAAACGACCGAGAUGUAUGAGCAGGACAAACGCUCCCUGCAGCAAGAACUGGAGAGCAGAGAGCAGCGUCUGCAAAAGGAAUUGGCAGAGAGGAGACGCAUGGAGCAGCGCAUGCAGGGCAUGGUGACAGAUACCAAAAUGAAAUGGGAGAAGGAGUGUGAGAGGCGAGUUAAUGCCAAGCAGCUAGAGAUGCAAAACAAGUUGUGGGUGAAGGACGAGAAGCUGAAGCAGUUAAAAGCCAUAGUGACGGAGAACGGCGGCCCUGGCAGUGGCCCCACAGAACCGCCAGUGAAACCCGAUAGACCGUCCAGAGAGAGAGAUCGACACGUUGCGCAGAAGCGGUCGGCGUCUCCGACACCUCUCUCUGACUUAGGCCAAACACCUCUGAACCAAAACCGAGCCAGUGUUAGGGAAGUUCAGGACCCUUUCCCCACCUCCACUCCCUCCUCAGCCUUUCCCUCCGUAGCUACCUGCAUCUCAGAUUGGGAGCAGAGGUUCCCUGUAGACUCAGGCAGCCAGUACAGGCAACCAGGAACGCCCCAGUUUGGCAGCAGGACUCCCGCCCCAUGCCACAGUGCAAGCAGCGUGGGUCGCAGGAGAGGCCAGCGCUGGGCCCCAGAGACUGAGGCUCCUGCUACAACUUCUGUCUAUGAGCUUGACAAAGAGGCAGGCACAAGGACGGUUCCUCCAGUUCGUCCAAUGCACAGGCGCUCACGCUCUGCGGGUGGGGAGAAAUGGGUAGACCACAAACCUCCCACUAAUUUGGAUCUAGACACUGUAUUGCAGCCAAUCUUACCCAAUGCGAUCAAGGUGUCGACCCCGAACGAGAAAGCUCUGUCUAAAUGCCACAAAUAUGUGCUUAGACACCAAGAGCUUGCCUCUGACGGGGAGAUCGAGACCAAAUUGAUAAAGGGAAAUGUUUUUAAGACCAGAGGAGGAGGACAAGCUGUGCAGUUUACUGAUAUUGAGACUCUAAAGCAAGAGUGCCCAACAGCCCCCAGCCGGAAAAGGCGAUCAGGCUCUGGAGAGGGACCAACAGACUUCAAUGAAAACAGGGCUCCAGUGGCAAACGCAAGUUCUGCUCAAGGCUAUCAGAAGCGCAGAAGACCUUAAGAUUAAGCAAAAAACUCUGGUAACGGUUUUCUGUCAAAUCAGUAAAAGGAGGAACUAUGCAGCUGACAGUCUAUACCUGAUCAUAUCAAACCUUACUGUGGUGCAAUCAUAAUUUAAUCAUUGCCUAUUGAUAGCAAGUGUUUUUUUCUUUCUUUUUCUUUGUGAUCUUUGGGUAUUUCCAUCAAAUAAUUUUUUUUUUUUUUUUCGUUUAGUUUUUUUAAUGCUAGAAUCCUUCCUGACUGAAAGGAGAUAAAUGAUCACAUGUGGUCAAGCUGAUAGAUGUAGUUUAUCGUAUCUUUCAUCUGCUUUAUGCUGCCACCCAAAGUAUGUGUUGUGGAACUUUAUUUUUAUGUCUUUGCUUUUUUUUUUUUUGCCUUGUUUGUAUUCAUGUCACAUUGUGUAAGUAUAUAUGUGAUCACAAAAAAUAGCUUUUAGGAUUUGCAGCAUUUAGACCUGAGAAUGUAAAUGCUGUGCUGUCAUGAAGUGGUGCUGACCACCUGUAAAUAUGCUUUGUAACUUUACCAGAACAAGUGUAGCACACUAGAUGUUUUGGUGGCAUUAAAUUUAUUUAGACACCA
Cyprinodon variegatus (sheepshead minnow) is the source of this 3574-nucleotide messenger RNA. Its product is annotated as kinesin-like protein KIF23. The record is from RefSeq and is a predicted model, not a curated record. Gene Ontology annotation, cellular component: microtubule; kinesin complex; nucleus. Lineage: Eukaryota; Metazoa; Chordata; Actinopteri; Cyprinodontiformes; Cyprinodontidae. The transcript has 24 exons. Gene Ontology annotation, molecular function: ATP binding; microtubule motor activity; ATP hydrolysis activity. Gene Ontology annotation, biological process: microtubule-based movement. The coding region runs from base 69 to 2996 and encodes 975 amino acids.